AGUGAUUAGACUAUUCCCGGGGUUUAAGAAUGCAUGCUUUUUAUUUGAGUGUUUUUUUCUUCGGAAGUAAUGCGAAGAAUUAUUUUUGUUUUUUUUGCAAGAUUUGAGCUUUAGUUUUAAUCUGCCAUUAAUGUACAUGUGAAGCUCCAGAAGACCCAAAACUUGAGGUGGAGUUCUUAUGAAGAAGUAGGUUGCUACAAAGAUCAGAGAUCCGCCAUGGAAGGCCAACUGGGAAAGCUUGUUCUGAAAGAUCUUCUUCUUGUUGUUGUUCUUGCUUUUGCCUCUUUUCUUUCAGUGGUUUUAGGUGCCACGGACCCAAGCGACUUGGCUAUUCUGAACCAGUUCCGAAAAGGGUUGGAGAAUCCGGAGCUUCUCAAAUGGCCGGAAAACGAAGACCCAUGUGGGACUCCAAAAUGGCCCCAUGUUUUCUGCGAAGGUAACAGGGUAACCCAGAUUCAAGUUCAGGAAUUGGGCCUCGAAGGUCCUCUUCCCCAGAACUUGAACCAGCUCGCUAUGCUAGAAAACAUUGGUUUUCAGAGGAACAAGUUUUCUGGGCCGGUUCCGUCCUUUUCCGGGCUGAAGAACCUCCAGUGGCUGUUCUUGGAUUACAACAACUUUGAUUCGAUUCCGGGAGAUUUCUUUGAUGGGCUUGAUUCUUUGAUGGUUUUAGCAUUGGAUGGGAACAACUUGAAUGGCACUUCUGGGUGGAUGUUCCCACCCCAGCUGGCAAAUUCUGCUCAGUUGGUCAAUCUCACUUGUUCGAGCUGCAAUUUAGUUGGUCCCUUGCCUGAAUUUCUUGGGAAAAUGUCGUCUUUACAAGUGUUGACACUUUCCGGGAAUACCUUGUCCGGUGAAAUCCCGGCAAGUUUUAAAGACCUGACUUUGAGCAAGCUUUGGCUGAAUAAUCAAAAUGGUGGAGGAAUGACUGGUCCAAUUGAUGCCGUUACAGCGAUUGAAUCUCUCAGUGUUUUGUGGCUCCAUGGGAAUAAAUUCAAUGGCAAAAUCCCAGAAAGCAUUGGUAAUUUAACUUCUUUGAAAGAUCUCAAUCUCAAUGGUAAUCAGCUAGUAGGCUUAGUUCCCAAUGGUUUGGCCAAUUUGGAGUUGGAUAAAUUAGAUUUAAGCAACAACCAUCUGAUGGGUCCAAUUCCAAAGUUCAAAGCAGCUAAUUAUUCCUAUGGUUCAAAUGCAUUUUGUCAAACAGAAGAAGGGCCUCCUUGUAAUCCGGAAGUUAUGGCUUUGAUAGAGCUUCUCGAUGGGUUGAAUUAUCCAUUGAAGCUAGUUUCUGGUUGGUCUGGUAAUGACCCUUGCCAGGAUUGGUUUGGAGUUACUUGUGAUCGUGGUAAGGUCUCUGUUAUUAAUUUGCCUAAGUUAAAUCUGAAUGGUACAUUGAGUCCUUCCUUAUCAAAAUUAGAGUCUCUUAAACAAGUUAGGCUAGAGAAUAACAAUUUGAGAGGUUCAGUCCCUGCGGAAUGGACGAAUUUGAAAUCUUUGACAUUGUUGGAUCUAAGUGGCAAUAAUCUUUCCCCUCCUUUGCCAACUUUCAGUAGCUCUGUGAAAAUUGUCAUUGAUAAGAACCCCCUGAUAAAUGGUGAUCCAUCUAAGACAGUUCCAUCACCAGAAAGUAGCCCAACUGCGCCUGCGGCUGGGGCUGGGGCUGGGGCUGCGUCUGGGGGAUCGACAUCUUCGCCCAAAUCCAGUAAUACUCCGUCCUCACCUUCCUCAUCUUCCGCAUCAUCCGGCUCAAGAAAUACUAAUGCAACUUCGGAGCCACCAAAAAGUUCCAAGAGGUCCAGCUUAGUUCCUAUUGUUGCUCCUAUUGCCAGUGUUGCGGUGGCUGCCAUUUUGCUAUUAAUCCCAUUAUCUAUCUACUAUUGUAAGAAGAGAAAAUAUGCUUUGCCUCCAAGUUCACUUGUUGUUCACCCAAGAGAUUCAUCUGAUCCAGAGAAUAUGCUUAAGAUUGCUGUUGCAAGUAAUACAAAUGGGAGCGCUUCUACAGCAACAGCAAGUGAUUCGGCAAGCAGAAACAGCAGUGGAAUGGGUGAGUCUCAUGUCAUAGAAGCGGGAAAUCUGGUCAUAUCAGUUCAAGUUCUUCGAAAUGUGACUAAGAAUUUUGCCCCGGAGAAUGAGCUUGGCCGCGGAGGCUUUGGAGUGGUUUAUAAGGGAGAAUUGGAUGAUGGGACAAAAAUAGCUGUGAAGAGAAUGGAAUCUGGGGUGAUUGGCUCCAAAGCCGUGGAUGAAUUCCAGGCCGAGAUUGCAGUUCUUUCGAAAGUCAGGCACCGUCAUUUAGUAUCCCUCUUGGGUUAUUCCGUAGAAGGCUAUGAGAGACUUCUUGUUUAUGAGUAUAUGCCACAAGGGGCUCUCAGCAAGCAUCUUUUCCAUUGGAAAAGUGCCAACCUUGAGCCUCUUUCUUGGAAGAGAAGGCUAAAUAUUGCCUUGGAUGUUGCUAGGGGAAUGGAGUAUCUACAUGAUCUGGCUCGCCAGAGCUUCAUACACAGAGAUCUCAAAUCAUCUAACAUUUUACUUGGCGAUGAGUUUAGAGCAAAAGUCUCAGAUUUUGGAUUGGUGAAACUGGCUCCUGAUGGUGAAAAAAAAUCCGUGGUGACCAGACUUGCUGGGACUUUCGGUUACUUAGCGCCAGAAUAUGCUGUGACCGGAAAGAUCACAACCAAAGCAGAUGUCUUUAGCUUCGGUGUUGUCCUAAUGGAGCUAUUAACUGGAAUGAUGGCUCUUGAUGAAGAUAGGCCAGAAGAGAAACAGUACUUGGCUGCAUGGUUCUGGCACAUAAAAUCAAACAAGGAUGAACUAAUGGAGGCCAUCGACCCUGCACUUGAAAUAAAUGAAGAGACGUUUGAGAGCAUUGACAUUAUUGCUGAAUUAGCUGGGCAUUGCACUGCAAGAGAACCAAACCAAAGGCCGGAUAUGGGGCACGCUGUAAGUGUACUAUCCCCACUCGUCGAAAAAUGGAAACCACUGGAUGAUGACACCGAGGAAUAUUCCGGUAUCGAUUACAGCCUGCCCCUUAACCAGAUGGUGAAGGGUUGGCAAGAAGCAGAGGGAAAAGACUUCAGUUAUAUUGAUUUGGAGGACAGCAAGGGUAGCAUACCAGCCAGGCCAACUGGGUUUGCAGAUUCUUUUACUUCUGCUGAUGGUAGAUAAAAGAGAAACUCCAUUGGCCUAUUUUUUUUCUCUUUUUUUUUUCCUGCUUCUUUCUUUUUCAUUUUUUACUUCUUCCCCACAUUGUUGCUGUUUUGUUAGGUGUAGAUAUCAUGUGGUGUUCAUUCUGUCUGAGAAUUUAAGAUGUCGAUAAGUUGUAGUAUUUGUUGUUACUUUUGCAUUUUAGUGGGGAAAAUGAGAGCUUGUGAGAUCUCAGAAACCUUCAAGUUUCAUGCCAAAUGGUUAUGUAGAUACAGAUCAUGAAGAAUUGAAAAAGACUGGUUAUUGAUUA
Molecule: messenger RNA, 3445 nt
Organism: Humulus lupulus (European hop)
Lineage: Eukaryota; Viridiplantae; Streptophyta; Magnoliopsida; Rosales; Cannabaceae
Product: receptor-like kinase TMK3
Exons: 2
Coding region: 217-3156 (979 amino acids)
Biological process (GO): protein phosphorylation
Molecular function (GO): protein kinase activity; protein binding; ATP binding
Source: RefSeq, a predicted model, not a curated record